Osmia bicornis bicornis is the source of this 6726-nucleotide messenger RNA. RefSeq names its product caskin-1 (gene ckn). The transcript is spliced from 8 exons. NCBI's taxonomy places the organism in Eukaryota, Metazoa, Arthropoda, Insecta, Hymenoptera, Megachilidae. The coding region runs from base 1311 to 3338 and encodes 675 amino acids. Gene Ontology annotation, cellular component: focal adhesion; axon. Gene Ontology annotation, molecular function: protein phosphatase binding; signaling adaptor activity. Gene Ontology annotation, biological process: axonogenesis; cell surface receptor protein tyrosine phosphatase signaling pathway. The record is from RefSeq and is a predicted model, not a curated record.
AUAGGUUAGAUAUAAAUUUAACGAAAAUAGGUUAAAAAACAAUAAGAAGUGUAUAUAAUAACGAAUAAGAGUAUUAUUUCUUAAUACAUUGUAUUCAAUGGAUUUAACAAUAUUUAACAGUCUAAAAUAAAAAUGUUGUAAGCUGUACAGUGUAAGGUAAUUGAUGAUAAUUAAGUCUAUUAUUCUGUUGUUCCUACAUCAGCUUUUAUAUAUGUGGAGCAACAAGAUAAUUGGUAUUACAAAGUUUUUAAACGCGUUUCAGUGCAAAUAAUAGAAACUUUGAAAUUUUUAGUAUUUGCUUUUUACAACAAAAUUUAAACUUGUUAAAUGCCAAGCUCUUUAAAUACUGGUAUUAUUAAUUAUUAUUGAAAUUAUCGUAUUUUUGUAAUUUUAAUAUCACUUUACAAUUAUGUAAGAUAGUACAUACUUUUAGUGUAAUUGUACAUUACGAUUUUUUUCUUGGAAAAGUUUCGUACGUAUGUAAGUAUAUGUAUUUCUAAACUUUAUGCGCCUUUAUCUCUAUUUAAGGUACAAUUUAAUUUCAAGUGUUUGUCAACGGAGCGCAAUGUAUACAUCACAUCGAUAAAAGAAAAGCGUGAAUGAAUAUACGAUUGACUAAUAAAUGAAGAAAGCAAGACUCAAUUGAAUCCCGAGACCUAAAUCCAUACAUGGAGGAGAUUUAUCAUUACCGAUCGGUUGAGCGCUCUAGCGGUGGCAUUGGAUACUACAACACGACAGUGCUACGUGAGAAGUCGUGAUGGAGUAGUUUAUACCCUGUUUGGUCGCCGUUUCUCAUUCGUCUUCAAAUACGUCUAAAAUUAUUACGUAUAAUCAGAGUGUACCAGUCGUUUAUAUAAAGAAGAAGAACAUUGUAAUCGUGUCAAACAGUAUGUCCUUUAUUUGUGAAACAACUUUUUCGGUGCAAGUAUUAACGUAAUAGGAAGAGACAGUGCGGAAGGGUCAGGUUAUCUUCUUUGUUCGAGAAAAGCCUCAUCAGUAGGCAAUGGCGCGGGAAGCUCGCGUUCUGAAAUCGGUGUGUGCAUGGCGUAGGUGAUGAUCGGUGUUUCUACAUACAUAUGGCAUGGUGUUUACGGCGAGUUGGAAGAUUUACAUACCUCGCUGGAUUGACCAGCUCGUCGAUUUUUGGAUACGACCUGUGCCCGUGAGUCGCCAUGAGGCGCAUUAGCGGAUAAUAAGCUGUCGUCUGAUCUGAUCAGUCCAUCCCUGCUUUGCGAAUGUUGUAAUCAAGAACGACGUCUGGUUUUGCUUUGUAACUGGCUGUUCUCGUGACCGCACAACAACUUGGCGGCAUGAACCGGCCGUCCAAAGCUGUGACCCAGGCAAAGAAAGUGGCACCACCAGCUGUACCCGAUGUAUUUCGACAUUCAGGCUCCUCUUUUGGAUCCGCUGGAUAUGCGAGCAGCGAAGAUAGCUGCUUCCUGCCCGGAAGUGGACCAGGAGGAACAACGGACGAGGGUUCUUACGGAGUGCCAUCUGGAAAAAGUCCGGGACCUAUUUUUACUCAUCCUGGCUUUGCUUUUCCAUCGGUCGUCGGCAAAUAUGCUCAUGCUGAAGAUCAAGGAAUCGACAUGACUCAAAGUCCUGGAAGAGAUAGCCCGGGUAGUUCAGGAUCAGGUUCUGGUUCCAGACAUUCUACAGCCUCGUUAGACUCUGGAAGAGCUUCGGGAUAUCAUUUAGGCCCUAGAGGACCUGGUGCUCUCACUUCGUCUCCCAGGUGUUCUAUUAGCUCCCUUGGCAGUCAUCCUGACAGACCAGCAGACCUCGACGUCGUUCAUGUUUGGUUAACCGAGCUCCAAUUUGAAGAAUAUUUUCCAUUGUUUGCUUCUGCUGGUUACGAUCUCGCUACCAUAACGCGUAUGACACCAGAAGAUUUAACAGCAAUAGGAAUUAAGAAGCCUAAUCACAGAAAACGUUUGAAAGCGGAGAUAGACAAUUUAAAUAUAGGAGACGGCUUGCCAGAGCAUAUUCCUGGCUCGUUGGAAGAGUGGCUUAGACUUUUACGACUGGAAGAAUAUCUUGGGGCUCUUCAUCAACAGGGUAUGCGUUCGGUCGAGGAUGUAACGACUCUGACCUGGGAAGAUCUCGAGGAUAUAGGAAUUGUGCGUUUGGGCCAUCAAAAGAAAUUACUGCUGGCUAUUAAGAGAGUGAAGGAUAUUCGUGCUGGCAAACGUAUACAGCCUCUUGAUCUUGCACGACUGCCACCCCAUCCUGGACAAACACAAGAUGUAGUCAUUCAACGAGGUGGCCCAGACUUGCCAUCGCCAGACGAGGAUUGUUCCUCGCCAGUCUUGAGAUCUUUCCAAAGAGGAGGAAGCGACACUACGUCCGGGGGCGCGUGGAGAAGUAUGUACGCUGCUCUGCCAGCUGAUUACAACAUCGUCGGACGAACUGGUUCACGAGGAAAGUCUUUGGAGAGUUUAGAGGAUGCACCGCUUGGAUAUCCUCCGUCUCCUGCUCCUUCCACGCAUCCUCAACAAAUUGAAUGGCGUCCACGCAGCUUCGAAGAUGGUGAUCUUACUCCUACCAACGAUACUUCCGUGGUGGACGCAGGUGGUGGUACUCUUCCGCGUCCGAGGCAUUGUCUCGUUCGUCCGCGACCUGUAGCCAAGGUCGCCGCCACGCCAGGACAAUUUAAAUCAUUACCAAGAGACUUUGAUAACAAGUAUCAAUUAACUUACGGUCUCGAAAGUAGUCCACAUCUUCCGAAACGUUGCCCUCCGUCUCCUCCAAGACGCCAAAGCUCUAGAGACAACAGUGGUUCCGGUGUAGUUGGAGGAACAGGAGUUGGUGACGUCGUGAUUGAUUGCAGUGGACCAGUACCAACUGCUUCUUGCGAGGAUCAUCACAUGCAUCAUCAUCAGCAUCAUCACUUGCUUCAUCAUCCUUCGCCUCCACCCCCAGCACCCGCAGCUGCGUCAUCCACUCCACCGCAAAUGAACCGACCACCCUCUUCCAUGUCGCGCUCUUGGGGCAGCGUCAGUGUCAAUGUUAACGAGGAACACGAAUUAAUUGCUUCUCUUGCUCUGCAACACCGUAACGGUUCUGACGCCAGUUUUAAGUCAAGUUCCAGUACAGAAUCAGACUCACUGCCUUUUGCUAAUGAAAACGCUGGUACGAUAAAACAGAGAGCUGCUCGCGCACAAGAAUAUGCAAGUGGUAAUUCCAAUAACAGUAUGCAGAGCCAUGGAAUAACCCAUCAUUCCGGUGGUAGCGAACCGGCGGAUGUAUUGAACGACAUUGGAAAUAUGCUUGCAAAUCUUACCGACGAACUUGACGCUAUGCUCGAAGAGGAAAAGCGUCAAGGCCUGACUUCAUAAUUGCUGCCUUUGUUUGCACCGUAUUUUCAGUUUAUUAACGGUAUAAGAAAGAAGAAGCAUCUUCAGCGGCACAACCGAUAAUAAACUUUUCACGCUAUAAGGUAUAAUAUGGUAGAACACGAGCAGGAUUAAAUUCGAAUUAUCAAAUUUCAAACAGCCACUGUUUUGAAAUGAGAACACGCUCAGCGUUGGAUAACUACUGUAACAUAAGUUACAUCCUGUUAUAAUUGUAUCAGUAUGGUGGAUCGUAUAUUCAUCCAUGCCAUAAUCUUAAUUUUAUCAAUUUCUACUUCCUUUUUCUCUCGUUUUUAUAGAACAAAGCUUCUUAUUUUUCUAUCGAAUUAUUAUGAACUUGUGAAGUUUCCAGAGACACCUCGUUGUUGCACAAUUUUUGUAAUUCUUCUAUUCCUCCAAAGUACUUAUUACUAUACAUAUAUACACAUAUAUUUUUACUUACGUUCGUUACAUUUAUAUCAGAUAAUGUUAACAGUUUGGACUUUGACAUUUUUAUGCAAAAUAUACAAAAGAAACCAUUCAAAUGAAAAUACACUUAAUGAAUAAGUAUAUGCCUUAUGAAAAAAAGACUGUAAAAAACAUCGGUGUAGUCUAGAUCCCCCUCACUUUACAUUUACACAGCAUAAAGACUGAUAUUUUUUCUCUGGGAACUUCAUUGGUUGCAGCAUACGUACAUUCCAGGUAGUAUAUUUCCUUUUCCACUUCCGUCCUUUGCUAAAACGAUAGCACGUUAGAUUGGGACCUUCAUAACUGUUGGAACUGUUAGACAUUUUGAGAAUUAGUACAAUACAAAGAGGUAAACUUCUGUAUCCCUUUCUCCAAAAUGAAAUGAUUCUUCCAAUGAUGUCAAAGAAAAAAAUUAUUGAUUCAAGUUGUUUUUUAUAUUGAAGCAUAAUUAUACCUUUGACUAUAUAAUGGUACAACAUCUAUAAGAGUUUAUGAUAGUUUAUAAUAAACAAACGAGAAAUUUACAUCUUCCAUUAUCUGAACUUGAGAAGAAAGUUCUCAUAAGACUGAGAACGAACCGACGUAGAUAUUUGACUGCCAAUUAAAUUUCAAGAUUAUACAGUUUAAUACAGAAUCAUAUGCACUGUAAGCCAAUUAACAUUUUAUAUUUAUUAUCCGUACUAAUAUAGUGAUGUAUGUAACUCACUAUUGUUAUAUGGUGCACAAAUCAUGUGGAACCUACAGAGUAUCCACAUGUAUCAAAUCAAAGUAAUGAUAGUAGUAGAAUGUUGUUGAUAAAGUGUUCAGGUUCUCCCCCCCCCUACAUCCAAAAUAUGAUACUGAUACGUAUUGAGACUUGGGCGUAAAACAUGAUGCAUAAACUUUAUUAGAAAAAUUUAUGUGUAUGUGCUGAUGCAUAUAUGCGUAUACAUUUGUAUGUGGUAACUUCAAACGAUUAACGAUCAUGAGUUUGUACUUGGUUUAGUUUGAGAUUUCAAGUAUUUUGAAGUCUGUGAUCUUCAUUAACUGCCUCCAAUCUUUGUUGACAAACCAGUUUGUAUGUACUAUGAUUAAAAUGUUUCAUUUUUUAAUUCAUAUAUAUAUAGAUAUAUAUGUAUAGAAUUUAGAAUUCUUAUGAUGCUCUUUAUUUUGCAUCUCUUAAAGGAGUAUAAAACUUGUUGUAUCUGUAUAAAUCAGUUUUACAACCAAAACAUAAAUUACAAUGAAUUCAUUUAUACUAUCAUUGUUUUAAUGAAUUUUACUUUUAAUCUUGAUACAUGAUUUGUUAUACAUAUAUAUAUAUAUCUUUAAAUUCAGCUAUGCCCUAUUAUUAUGACGCAAGAAAAAUGUGGUAGGACAUAUACAAGAUUUUGAAAUACACUUAAAAUUUAGGAUAAUCAACUAAACAUUGGGGCUACAUUAUUGUGGCCUGCAGACUUGUUAACUACUGUAGGUAUACAUAUAAUAGUAUAUACAUAUAUCAUUUUAAGCAGUGUACUUAGGGAAACUGUUUUGCGGUGCUGCAAAUUUAUAAAUUAAUUAUUAAUUAUGUUUAAUUCUUAUUGCGGUAUAUUGUAAUAUCAGAAGUAGAUAAACGAAUCAUAAUUUUAAUGUAUUUGUACAUAAAUUUGACAAUUUUCAACUUGAAAUUGCGGUAAGUUAUUUCUAAAGAAAAACUUAAGCAAUAUAUGAAUUUAAAUGAUGAGAAUUUUUAAUGUCUCGACAAAUUUUUAUAUUUGUAAACAGUUACUGAUUAAUUGUUUUUCAGAAAUUGGAUACAGAUACACGAGUAUUUUUAAAAGAAUAUACAAAUAAUUCAUUUUGUUUAAAAAAUUAUUGAUAUAAAUAUCAAAAAAUAAAAACUAUACACUGAUAUUUUGAUGUAGGUGUUUAGACGGUAUAAAUGUUGAUACGAUGAGAAAUUUUGCAAGUAAUACGCGUUGGCAGAAAAUAAAAUAUUUUAUAAUAACAUUGAAUGGUCGAGUAACCAUACUUGUUUUUAUAACAUAUAAAUUGACAAUUUUGAUAACGUGUACAAUAGGAUAUAAUCCAAAAAAUGAAUUCAAUCAGAAUUUCAAAUCAAACUCUGUAUAGAGUUGAAAUAUCAAUUGUGAAUAGAUUUAUUUAAUAUUUAUUUGACGAUCAAUUUUUGUUCAUUAAGCGUAUUGAAAAUAUAUUAUAAAUGAUUUUAUUAGUAUUUCGAAAGUAUUAUUUUAAGUAAAACAUUAUGAGAGGUAUAGAUCCAUGCAAUAAGAAAAUCUAUAUACAGUAACGUAUACAUAUUAAUAUUUGUAGUCUAAUAGUGUUAUUAGAAAUGCUUAAGAUGAUAUAAUUAUUGCUUUUAGAUGAAAAAAAAAGAUCUUUAAUAGUAUUAUUUCCAUUUUCAGUUUUCAGUGCGAAUAAACUGUCUCUAUAGAAUUAAAUACACUAUGUUUACUUAAAAUAAUGCAUUCGUGGCGUUUAUGGCAGUUUGUGGCAUUCCUUGAAUUAUGAAAUACAUGCUAUUUACUAUUUUUAAGUCUUUAUAGUUUCGUUUAAGCAAAUAGUUAAUAUUAAGUGAUAUCAUAAACAGAAAUUCAAUCGAUGGCUGAUUUUUGGCAGCUAAUUCAGAAUUCCUGAAGACAUUGCUUCUACAUGGUAUAUACAUAUUAUAUAUAUAUAUAUAAAUAUUAUAUAAAUAUAGAUAUAAAUAUAAGUAUAAAUAUGUAUUUAUAUUUAUAUUUGUAUUCAAUUAGUCAUAGUUUUUGUACAAAACGUAUGCGUCGCUGCAAUUUUUUUCAGCGAAUUCAAUAUCCGCCUAAAUGCAUUUUACGAGUCCUCGAGACCCUUCCUACUUUUUGUGUUUGUUUAAAUGCACGUUAAACACAAUUAUUUUAUUUAUCAAUUAUGAUGAGAAUCAUUAAAUAAAACUAAUUGACAGACUCAA